Molecule: messenger RNA, 2198 nt
Organism: Eufriesea mexicana
Lineage: Eukaryota; Metazoa; Arthropoda; Insecta; Hymenoptera; Apidae
Exons: 10
Coding region: 111-2198 (695 amino acids)
Biological process (GO): snRNA transcription by RNA polymerase III; positive regulation of transcription by RNA polymerase III; snRNA transcription by RNA polymerase II
Cellular component (GO): transcription elongation factor complex
Source: RefSeq, a predicted model, not a curated record
GUAAACUGUUAAUACGAUAGUAAUGAAGAAAAUUUAUAAGAACAGUAUAAUUUAAAAAGAUAAUUUGAAUAAAUUAUAGUUCUUUGACAGUUUGUUCUACUUUAUCAAUUAUGGAUAGAUUUUUAUGCAUCGACUGGCACUGUCCAUUAGAAGACCUAAUAGAUGCCACUUUCAUUAAUGGUGAAAGAUUAGAAAAAGAAAGUGUGAUGCAUAAAAUUAUGACCGGGAAUUUUGUAGAUCCAUUUAAAAAUAUUGAAGAAGAUUAUAAAAAUAUUGAACUCAAUCUACUAAAAGAUAUUGAUCCUGACAUAAAGGAAGAAAUUAAUAAUGACAAUGAAAUAAUAGUUAAACAGAAAUGGGAUUGUGAACACGAAGAUACACAAAAAGUGAAGGCUUAUGUACCUGGUAUUGUUAAAGCAAUAUUUAAGUUUCCUAAGAAAUCUAAAUUAGAUAAAGAGCAACAAGCAAUGUGUUUGAGAGUCUUGUUAAGAUUCUCAGAAUCUGAUAAACCAAAGAUAACAAAGGCACAAAGAGAAGAAUUACAAAAGUAUCUGGAUCUACAACAAAUAAUAUCUCAAGAACAAGAUGAAUUUUUAGAAUUUGCAAAAAGUAAAUGGACUGAAAGAUCAUUUAAAAUUAAAUGCGAGGAUUUUAUAAAUUUACAUUGGAAAUUGAAAUUACAGCAUAUUUAUAAAUUACCUAGAUACUACACUGAAGUAACAACUAUUCCAUUUGUAACAGAUAAAAACAUUGAAGUACAAUUUAUUUCUAACUGUUUAGAACUGGGUACAUUACAAGAAAUAAUAUUGCCAACUUUUACAAGACCUUACAUGCUACGUGUAAAUUCAAAACAAUUGCAAAAAACAUAUUUUCCUAAAAAAAAUACUUUCCAAAAGUCAUCAGCUUCUUUUAAAUUACCUGUAAGUGAAGAUGUAAAUUGUCAAAAAUUAGCAGAAGAUAAUAAUGUAGAUUUAGUAAUUUCAUCAAGUGGCCUUAACUGUUUAGUAAACAACAUUGGACCAACAUAUCCAAAUUCAUGGAUUUUACCCAUAGUAAUAAAAAAACAUAAUGAUAAAAAUGUUAUUUACAUAGAUAAGCCAGGUCCACCAGUUGCAAAUACUAUACCAGAAAAAAAUACUUGGGUGUAUAAGUACAUUCUUAAAUACUAUUUUUCUAGUAUCAAAAAUUCAACUUUGAAAAAUGAGAAUAUUGAAGAAGAUAAUAUAUUUGGUGAUAUUCAUUCUGAAAAACUAUUAAAAAUAGAAGAAGAAUAUGAAAAUAUUUCAACAGAAUGUAAUAAUGAAAUAACUUCAAAUGUAUCUGAAAAAAACAGAAACUUUGAAGAAAUUUCAACACAGAAGAAUAUUGGAAACAAUGAUAAUGUUUCAGCUAAUGAGGGUAAAAAUAUUUGUUGUAUUUCUUUUAUAUCUUUAAAACAUAAAGAUACAACAAAUAAAAGUUUUGAAACAACAGAAGAUAGGAUAUCAUAUAAUUUAUUUAGUAUUGGCCCACAACCUACAGAACAAAAUAAUUUGAUGAAAAAUAUUAAAAAAUAUAGAAUAUUAGUUCGAACAAAAAUACAUGGAUUUGAGAUUUUAGAAAAUAAAGAAAAGAGAUUGUUGAUACUAACACCAAAAUUAGAGCACCAACCUGAUCUUGGAGCUGAAGCUGUAACAUUAGAAGAGGCAUUAAAACAAUGGAUAUCUUUAAUAUUUAGACCUCAUACAUUUCUUGCACGAGUUCGAAUAUCUUCAAAAACAUCAGAAAUGUUGCAAAUUGAAUAUCGUACAGCAAUGUCUAUAAGGAAUGAAAUUCAAAGACUUUACAACAUGAAAGUUGAAGAUAGCUUGGUAACUUUACAUAAUGUUAUUCAGUCUCUCACGAAUCUAUCUCCUGGACGUUAUCUUAUGAGACAUACAAUAAGAAAUGGUGCAUUUAUUGCUGUUUCUAAACCAGUAGAAAAUCCUGGAAAAAACAUUUUUGAUAUGCAUACACUUUAUAGUGAAAAGUUUCACACUUUACUUAAUUCUCCUUGGAUUACAUUAGAUAAAACUCUACCAACUCCAAUGCUUAAAUGCUUUGAGAGAAUGCCAGCUAUGUUCCAUCCAGUGAAUAAAAGAACGUUUGCAAAUAAAAAAGGCAAUACAUCUGCUACAGGAGUUAUACGUAGAAGUUUAAGAAAUAAGAAGAAAAAGUGA